AUGACAGAGAGUCCAGAACUCUUUGCUGAAGUCUACACCCAGUGCCUGCGAGAGGGCUCUUUCCCUGCAAGGUGGAAAGGCGGCUCGAAGAAAUACUGCCUCGUCGUCACGCUAGACGUAAAAAAUGCUUUCAACACGGCGGACAGGGGGCGUAUUCUGGAUGCCCUUCAGUCGUUCAGCGAUCCUGCCUACCUGCGGGCCAUCGUGUGGAGCUACUUUCACGGCAGGCGAUUUGUGUAUAGUUGGAUGAGCUCCGUGGGCCUGAGCCUGGCAGCCCAAAAAACCGAAGCGGUGCUGAUUAGUAGCCGAAAGAUUGUAGAGACCGCCACAAUCCUAAUCGACGGAAACACGGUGCAAUCAAAGCGUGCGAUUCGCUACCUCGGAGUAUGGAUCGACACCCGCCUCAGCUUUAGGGUGCACUUGGCGUAUGUAAACGAAAAGGCAUCCGCGAGCGUCCGUGACCUCUCAAGGAUCAUGCCGAACACGAGGGGUCCCAAGCAGGAAUCCAGGAAGCUGCUAAUGACAGCGAAGGAGGCGGAAAUUAUAUCAGCUACAGAGCGUGGAUCUCUGGCCAGAGACGCAAGCAUCGACCUGUGGCAGGCUAGAUGGGAUGCGUCGGAUAAAGGCGGGUGGACCCACAGAUUAAUCCCGAACAUAAAGAAGUGGACAGAGAGGACACGUUUUGGGCACGAUAGCUCUCAAUGCUGUCCGGUCUGCCCCGGCGAAAUAGUGGAAGACGCGCAACACAUCCUGUUCGUGUGCAGACGCUUUGACCACGGCAGGAGGGCGCUUGAACUGGAGGCAAACGUGGAAAUAUGCUCCGAAAACCUUGUGGAUCUGAUGAUGGCGAGAAAGAGCAUGUGGGAGGCGGUGAACAGUUUCGCCGCGUCACCAAUCCGCGAGCUGCGCUUAGCCGAGCAUGGCAGGGCUGGACCUGGAAUGGCAUAG
Messenger RNA from Drosophila willistoni, 948 nucleotides. RefSeq lists its product as uncharacterized. The coding region runs from base 1 to 948 and encodes 315 amino acids. The transcript has 3 exons. The record is from RefSeq and is a predicted model, not a curated record. Lineage: Eukaryota; Metazoa; Arthropoda; Insecta; Diptera; Drosophilidae.